Molecule: messenger RNA, 3285 nt
Organism: Dromaius novaehollandiae (emu)
Lineage: Eukaryota; Metazoa; Chordata; Aves; Casuariiformes; Dromaiidae
Gene: SPICE1
Product: spindle and centriole associated protein 1
Exons: 17
Coding region: 111-2594 (827 amino acids)
Biological process (GO): mitotic spindle assembly; metaphase chromosome alignment; regulation of centriole replication
Cellular component (GO): centrosome; centriole; spindle
Source: RefSeq, a predicted model, not a curated record
CUCAGGGGCGGGGGAAACGGCCCCGUCCCCACGGCAACGAGCGGGCGCGCGCGGUCUGUUUGGGCCUCCGCGGCAGAGUGCGGUCGUUUCCGCCUCCUCCUCCACCUCCGAUGAUGUCGUUGCUGCGCGGGCUGCGGCCUCGCGGGCCCUGGGCCGCGACAAGGAAGGGCCCAAGGAAGCCGGUGGCGGCCAAGCGGGAUUGGGACAGUACUGUCCAUGAUUUGACAGUCCAUCGUGCAACUCCUGAGGACAUACUGCGUCGUCAUGAACUACACAAGUCAAAAAACAAAGCACUGGUACAUCUGGAACUACAAGAGAAAGCACUGAAAAGAAAAUGGAAGAAGCAAAAACAAGUGGCUCCUGAUUCCCUGGAGAAAAGGAAAUUGACUCUGAUGCGUGAGAUUCUCUCUGAUCAAUACCAGUUGCAAGAUGUGCUGGAACGAUCUGAUCAGAUUAUGGCUGUGGUAAAAGACUUAUUUGGGGAUGCUCCUCGCAGGCGAACAGGUUUCCCUAAUGUAACAAUGGCUCCUAACUGUGACCUAGAAUCUUCUGAAAGACCCAUUGUACAAAAACGUGAUCCUCCCACUCAGCUUUCCAUCCUUAGUGAAUCUGUCAUGGAUUCCCAGGCUCUUAAUGAGGUGGAAGAGGAAACAUCAUCCAUCCGUCAAUCAGAAGAUGAACAGCAUGACUCUCUGAAUUUCAAAUCCAGCAUCAGCUCUGACAGGCUACUCCGGUUAUUGAGAGAAGAAAAUUCUUCAGGGAAUUCUCAGUUAUGGGCUGAAAAAGAAAUGAGAAAAACUACGUUACUCCAAGAAGGAAAUGUACCUUUGGCUGCAACAACUGCUUCUCCAUCGCUGGAACAUUCAGCCCUCAAUGCUACCAGCGAAGUCAAGAGAAUUCAUUCAAGGCUUCUGAGCGAAGAGAGAGAAGAGACUGUGGACUCCACUUACAGUGUGAGACAAGUGCUGAACCCAGACUCAAGGAAACAAAAGCAGAUUUCAGCAAAAGUGAAAAGGAAACUAGCUGCGCAGAACUCUUCCAGACAGAGGACAGGUGAUUCUCAUGCUAAUUCAAUCCCCACUGACCUUCCAAGGGACAAUAAAUCCAGCCUGGAUGUUCUCAAUUGCAUGAUGCACGAAGUAGAGCAUGAAUUGGAGGAAUAUGAGCGAUGUACAGGCCGUGAGGUUCAGAAAACUCAGAGAAAUGAAGGCCUCACUGGAUUUACCUUGUCACUGGUGAAUGCUCUCUGUCGUUUAAUGCGCUACCUCAAAGAGAAUGAAAUGCAAUUGCGUGAAAAAGAGCUGAUGAGACAGCAACAUGAGGAGAUGUUGAACGAACAUAGAGAACUGAUUGAUGCUUUGACUGCAGAAAUCCUGCUAGUGAGGGAAGAAAACAUUACUAUACAGAAGAAGCUUCAGCAGUACAUGAUAGCAACAGAUGAACAGCUGACCUCUCUCAUACAAGCAUUUAAAGGCCUCCCUUUAGCAGAAUCUAAAAGAGGACAAAGUCCAAAUCAUUUUGGAAUUGCAAGCAAAGGUCCAGCGAACAGCCAAGAGAAAAGCACUUUGACCUAUUUUGAGCCCAGGACUGAUAUGGGCAGCGGGGAAAAUAUGCUGAAAUUCCCACAUGAGGAAAUGCCUGUCAAAUUUCCCCAGAGGCCAAGUGCCUCGGAUGGUGUGGGAGCAGGUAGAAGUUUGCCAACUCACAUCUUCCAGCCAGCUGUACUGUUGUCACCGCCCCGGCAGAAGAGCAGUCAGGAAUUAUCUACCCUCCAGAAUGUCUUUAAGGCCAUCUCUCAGUCCACUGAAAACACUGAGAGAGAACCAUGCAAGGAGAGGACCUCGCCCUCCUCCCUGGUAACACAGAGCGCAACUGAGGAAAAAUGUCUCUUCUCUCAAAGGCAACCAAUUCCUCCUUCAGACAAAGACGUGGAGAGUUCCCAAGAGAAAGUCAGUCUGUCUUCCCCAGGUGAUUCUGGAAAAAACAGUGCAGCUGAAGAGUUCUCUCAGAGCAGUGAUCUGCUGGGACAGAUAGCUGAGCUAACAUGGCAGAACUCUCUUAUUAAAGCUCAGCUAAGCAAAUUCAGAGGCUGCUCUGAGGAAAGAGGUGAUGGCCUACAUCAGCCAGAUCCAAUACAAAAUAUAAACCCUAGUCUAGAUACUUCACAGGGACAGACUCAUAUUGCGGUACCAAAGAGCUUGGAGGAACGAAUAGCAGAGCUGAAUCGUCAGAGUGCAGACGCACGUGAUAAACUGUUGCAGCUAAUAGACCAGCAAAAAUUAGCUGCUGCCCAUAUGGUCUCUCCAAUGAUAUCUCCUAUUCCACCCCCAUCCUUAAAUUAUACUGAAAAUGCAAGGAAGACAAUUGAAGUGUCUGUUCCAGUGGCAUUUGCUAUGGACAGCUCCAAAGAAGAUACUCCUUCCCCUGCCAGUGUGACCAGUAUAAGAAGAUCUGCAGGUUCCUCUAGCAAGUCUUGUUCACCCCUAAGUGCCACUUCAGAAAGCAUGAAAUUAAGUCCUGUCAGUCAAAGGCCAAAGCAGGUGGAGAAGCAAAAGGAAGAAGGUUGGUUUGCAUUGUCAAUGCAUAUUAUGUAAAGGAAGCUGCACUCAAGUCCUAUUUUAUUUUCGAAAUUUUCUCAUGAACCACAAUUAGAUCACUGUAUUCCCCUCUCCACAUGUACCAUGUAACUCUGAAGUGCCUUCGUGUCAGUGCCAUUAGUAUAAAAAGGUCUGUACAAUUAUUGUAUUUGUGCCAAGUAUCUAUCUGAUAUCCAUAUUAGAUAUUGCUGGAGAAAGGAAGGUCUAAAAAGAACAAGAAAAACUGAGAUGAUGGAAUGUACAUACAUUCAAAAGCAGCCUGGAGAUUUGGAAGCUAGUCUGUUCCUGCUGGAUAAGAACUUGCAUCAGAAAUAACUUGUUCCUUCUGUCUUUACAGUUUCCCAAAAAUCCAAGGAGCAUUGUGUUGUCAGUGUAGUUAACGUACCAGGGACUGCAUCCAGACUUGUGGAUUGCUUUUUAAACUUUUAUUAAUUUUUUUUAAUAAUAAACUUAAAGUGGCUAUGUGAAGUUGACAUCAGAAUCUCUAUUUGCUAUGUGCUAAAGUAUAGUCUCUGAUAAAAUAAAAGCUAUGUGAUAUGAGUUCAGCUGUGUUAAACUAUUCUGUAUUAUGGCUGUGUAUAUAAUACUCUAAUGUCAUGUUUGCUGCAUAUUAUUUUUAUGUGACUUUUUAAAGUAGCAAUCAUUUUAAUACUAGUGAUUAACAAUAAAAUCUAGGACAUUCAGGAAA